Closterium sp. Naga37s-1 is the source of this 987-nucleotide messenger RNA. The record is from the annotation of a GenBank genome assembly. NCBI's taxonomy places the organism in Eukaryota, Viridiplantae, Streptophyta, Zygnematophyceae, Desmidiales, Closteriaceae.
AUGAAUCUGGGGGGGGCUUACGCGGCUCCAAGCCCGAAUGAUAAUGUCGCGGCGGAGCCUGCCGCAGCGCGCCGCGGGCCCGGCGGGGCGACGCAUCAUCAUGGUGGGCGCACCGUGCCAGCCGCUCUCGUGGCGAUGCCACCGUGGCUGUGGAUCGCAGCUUGCGUGGCCGUUGUUGUGUGCUGGCUGCUCGUCACCAGUGGCCCGGCGGCCAACAGCCAGCUGCAGGACCCGUCCCCUCUCACGUGGUCUCCCUUUGCGGGGGAACGGCCUGGCUGUAUUCUCACCCUCGACUCGCGCUACAGCCCUGACGGCGUGCAGGCAGUAGAGGCGGCUGUAGCACAACUCAUGCGGAACCUUGGGAUAGAAGAAAAAGGGGACGGGGGUGGGCCCGGUGGGGGAUGGUUAGUGAAAAGGGGAAGGAAACUGCGAGCAGUGGAGGGUGUUGUGGUGCAGCUGGUGAGGCAUUUGGGGAUGUGGGGGAAGGGAGGAGGCAAAGGCGGAGGGGGAGUGAGGGGGGAAUGGGUAAGGGAAGGGGAACGGGAGGGGGAAGGGCCGGGGGAAGGGUGGACCAAGGGAGGAAAAAGCGCGAGAGGUACAAGAGAAGGGGGGAUGAAGGAGGGUGGUUGGAGAAAAGGGGGAGGAAGGGGAGGAGGUGAUGGGAUAGGGGACGAGGGAGGCGGCUUGUUGGUCGAUGAGGUGGGACAGGAUGACGACGCUGCUGGCCUCCAGAAAGGGCAGGGAAGCGAGUCAGAGGGUGAAGGUGGGGAAAGUGACACACUGGAAAGGGGGCGUGGGCUGUUUUCGCGAGGGGACGAGGUGGCUGAGGUGUGGAGGCGGUUCUACGAGAGUCUGCCUAAGAUGCUGGAUGGCCAUGGCAAGGAGCACAUUAAUAAGUUCCCCAUCUGGCUCGCUCUUGCUGUCAACAUUCCAUUCUUCCCCUCCCAUUCUGGCUGUAUGCAUGACGUCAUGAGUGCCACCUACUGA